Molecule: messenger RNA, 2190 nt
Organism: Lolium perenne
Lineage: Eukaryota; Viridiplantae; Streptophyta; Magnoliopsida; Poales; Poaceae
Source: RefSeq, a predicted model, not a curated record
AUGUUACAUGUCGUGAACAAGGCAAAAGGGGAAAAUGCCUUAUAUCACCCCACCGAGCAGGGGGGAAAAAGCAUCUCGUACAGGGAGAAGCACCUCGUCAAGUCCCUCCGCGCCGACCAGUCCGCCGCCGGCGAGUCGUCGGCCGUCGCCCGCGCGCUCUCCGCGAUCCACCGCGAGAUCCGCGCCCCGGACGCGGCCACCAAGGCCACCGCUCUCCAGAAGCUCACCUACCUCUCCUCCCUCCACUUCGCCCCCGUCGCCGCCCACCCGCUCGCCUUCCCGGCCAUCGAGCUCCUCGCCUCGCCGCACCUCCCGCACAAGCGCCUCGCCUACCUCGCCGCCUCCCUCUCCCUCUCCCCGGCCUCGCUCUCCCUCCUCCCCCUCGCCACCCACCAGCUCCACAAGGACCUCUCCCCUUCCACCGCCGCACCCGCCGCCCACCACCUAUGCGCCCUCGCGCUGCACCUCCUCGCCUCUCCCGCCGCGUCCGCCGCGCCCGACCUCGCCGCCCACCUCGCGCAAGACCUAGUGCCCCACCUCUCCCGCGGCAAGGUUCCGGCUGCAGGCCGCCCCGCCUCCGGCGCCGAGCCACAUCGUCAUUGGCCGCAGGCGGCCCCUACUCCGCCGCGUCCGCCCCAACCUGGACCGGCUCGCCGUGGUGCAUCCCCGCGGCUCUCUCCUUCUUGCCGCGGCUGCCAUGGAUCUCCUUCUGAUUAUCGGCGUUGCUGACUCGAUUGUGUGCGGUGCGCGCGUGGUAAUCGACGCCGGUGGAGAGGGGAAGAGGGAGUACCUUGAUGCCGGUGGGCGAUUGCUAGCUGCCUGGAGGAUUCGUCGCUUGAGAGAAAAAGGGAAUUCUACUACUCUAUCCGGCCCUAAAUACUUGUCAGAACUGAUGAGGUUCAUGAGACAGCAAGGCCAAUUUGCGUCAAAGAUCACACACAGAAAUUUCUCCAAGAAAGGUAAGGCGUUUUCUUUUCUACAAUUUGAUAGGGCAGAACUUUAACAAGCCGAUGGUCUUAUUUUUGGCACGUGCGUUUUAGUUGCAGUUAAUUUUUAUUUCUACACAAGAUUAUUUUCUCAGAUUUUCUCAUGAAAUUUAUGAGUGCAAAGUGAGUUUAAAAUAUUUCCCUAAUGUGUAAAUAAUCUUCCGUGCUUAAAUCAUUCACUUGACUUAGUACGAUUUUCUUUUCUGUUACUGCUUGUGUGGGCUUAUGAUUUGUGAUGAUAUAGAGAGGUGUGAGCUUGACAAAAGGUGUGAUUCUGAUGAUGUAGAGAGGUGUGAGGGCAUUGCAAAGGUAGAUUGAAGUUGGACCGUAUCAAGCCUGUACAUUUAAAAUAUGCAACAAAAUGAAAGCACCAGUGACCUGAUGUGUACACGUACACACCAUGUUGCACAUCUCAUCUUGCUUUUCUGGAACAGCAAAUAUAUGACCUGAUUGCAUAACUUAAAUAAUGCUGCGCCUCUACAUGUGUACACUCUGUACGUUUGUUUGAUCAUGAGCAACUUGCUCCUGCAAAUUUUAUAAGUUGAUUCCAGGCUGAUCAUUAUUUACCGAUGACGGAACCGAUCCGAUGAAGUUCUCCUUGCUUUGAUGAAGAUGAUGGCCGUCAGUGACGAAGACGGUGGCCAGCAGCGACUUUGGUCAGGGCGAUGAAGACAAGGUCCCCUUGCUCGAUGAAGACGGUGGCCGGCAGCGUCUUUGGAGAAGGCGAUGAAGACUUUGGUCAGGGCGAUGAAGACAAUCGAGGUUAUAGCGACGGCUCCUUAUGCGAGGCAGUGGCGGCCAAGGUCCCUUUGAACGAUGAAGACGGUGGCCGGCAGCGUCUUUGGAGAAGGCGAUGAAGACUUUGGUCAGUGUUAUGUCAGGGUCUUUGGAGAAGGCGAUGCAGACUUUGGUCAAUACUGGACGUUGGUGGCCGGCAGUGGCGGGAUGUUUUUUGAAAUGUUGUUGAGAAUGUGUAGGAUCCGGCCAGUUUGUUGAAAUGCUGUUGAGAAUGUGUAGGAUCCGGUUUUUUGAAAAGUUGUUGAGAAUGUGUAGGAUCUGAUCCGGCCAAUGUGUUAUCCACGCCUAAUGGAAGUUUGUUGAAAUGCUGUGUGAUCCGGACGUGUUGAAAAGUUGUUGAGAAUGUGUAGGAUCCGGCCAAUGUGUUAUCCACGCCUAAUGGUUGUUAGUUGAGUUUUCUUUGUGA